AUGGAUAUCUCUCAGCCUCCUCGUCGUCCGGAUAUAAAUACGAGGUUGAUCUCUCGACAACAUGCCUCUCCAAACAGAUCAACCUGAAAUCAUUUUGACCAUCUCUCAAGCCCACCUUCACAGUCUCUCGUUUAUUAAAUCGCCAAGAUGAAGUUCUCCAUGGUCCCCUCGUUGCUUCUUCCCCUCCUGGCGGCUGCUGCCCCAACCGCUCCGCAGAACCCUCCUUUCGGAGUCAUGUCCGCUCGCUCUGCUUCCCCCAUUCACCUCCUCCCCAUGACUGCUUCCGGCCAGAAGUUCUACCUUGGCGGAGAGACCUCCUCCUACUGCCCCCUCACUGAGGGCUGCCCUCCCGGCGACCAGACCGUUUUCGCCCCUGGUGGCUAUGGCUUGAGCGUUGUGGUCCCUGGCGGCCAGCAGGUCUAUGUUGACCCCAACGGCGCUCUGUCCUUCACCCAGGCCCACUCCGCCUAUAUCCCCGAGGGCUCCGCUGUGGGCCCCUUCAACUACAAGCCCGGCGAGGAUUAUGGCUACUACACCUUCAACGGCUGGGGUGCUUCCGGCUUCAUGGCUUGCCCUACUGAGGACAAGCGCUGGCAGGUGUUUGCCGCUGUCCAGAACGCCACUGUUCCCAAGGGCAACGUGGCUGAAUGCAUUGGCUUCAGUGCCCUGGCUCCCAAUGCUACAGCCCCUGGUGCUUGGCAAUACGCUUAAAUCCGCACUUGAGUACGUAAUCCUGAUUUGAGAGAUAAUCAGGAAUGCGAAGAGGUUAUCGAUCCGCAACGCAGGGAUUGUCUUGGUUGUGUAAAUUACUCCUGUUGAUGAGAUAUGACACGCCUUUUGUAUAUAUGCAACAAUUGAAAUGCAGUAGUGCUUAGGGUAUCGCAACUUUUAUUCUGAUGUAAUUCUAU
Aspergillus pseudotamarii is the source of this 908-nucleotide messenger RNA. RefSeq names its product putative IgE binding protein. The transcript is spliced from 2 exons. Bases 148 to 711 code for a protein of 187 amino acids. Lineage: Eukaryota; Fungi; Ascomycota; Eurotiomycetes; Eurotiales; Aspergillaceae. The record is from RefSeq and is a predicted model, not a curated record.